AUGGAGACAUCAAGCUAUGCUAGUCCAGGCCUGUCAUUCAACACCUUCGGGGGCUCCUCCACCGGCUCACUCAUGAGCGGCGGAAUCCUCGGAAACGCGAUCAAUCUCCUCGGAGCCAUGGGAGAUAUCCGACAGGCAGCGCAGCAGAAUCGGACAGGUGGUUUGCGAUCUGUACGGCUAGAUGACUCUGAUGCCGAGGACGACCUGGCCUACGGCGACUCAGAUGAAGGGACCAGAAAGCCUCGGACUGUAUUAUCUCGGAUCAAAGAUCGUCUCGACAGUGCGACUAGAUCUCGAAACCUACACCGCGAGCCUGACACUCGGCCAGUUCAACGGUCCCAGCGAGGUAGCGGGCAGUCUUCAUAUCGAAGUGAGGUCCGUGAGCCCGUUGACGCUGACGGCUAUGAUGAGAGACACGGUAGCCGCCCAGAUCUCCGCAGAUCUAGCUCAAGUAAGACGGUUGACCUUAAAGACCUCGAAGAAGAUGUUGAGUACUAUGAGGACGGAGUACGUCGGUGUCGAAAGAGGCUCGAGCGUGCUUCACGGCGAGAGCAACGUGAUGUUGGUCACCUCCAAAGUUUGCUGGACGAUGUGGAUUUCCAGGAGGGCUGCUUGGCGACUGCCAGAGCUGAGCUGAAGGCAGCGACUGCACGUACUUCACGCCGUGCUCCACCACCACCAAUUCGGAGACAGACUGAACCCGUCCGAAGGAGGACCGCCACUGUUGAGCCUGAUCUCGAGAGCUUCUUUCCGACUACAGGCCUUGCUGGAAUCUCUGGCCAGAUGAGGACUUCCCAGACCUUGUUUGCCGACCUUCAAGACCUCCACAACAGCGACCCGUUAAUGCGUAACAUGUUUAAUACAAUGCACAGUCCCUUCAACAUGUUCGGGCCCGCCAUGUUCAUGGAGAACGAUUUACAUCAUGUCUUUGGCAUGCCCACGGGACAGACUUUCACAAGCACACAGAGCAAUCCAAGAAAGCCACCAAACUCUACUGGUACGGGACCGAGGCCCUCACGGCAGCAGACCUCUAGAGCUCCUUCAUACGCCACACCUCCGCCGUCACGACCACCAACAACACUUCUUAAACCUGCCGAGGCGAAACAGCUCUUCACCAUGUACACCAACCGCUGGAAUGCCUUGUCUCCAGCAGACGCGAACAUUCCAUACCCGACUCGAGGUCUACAAGCACAAGGACUACUAAGCCGAGACACAAUCUGGGCACCCAGCGUGGCCACCCCACCCUCAACAUGGUCGGACGAAGCUUUGAUGCAAGCGAACGCACAAGCCUUCUACCUCAACGUUGCAGGCUUGAUACCGCAGUACUCCGAAGCUCCCGGCACGAGCAGAAUAGAGAUGGGCUACGAUAAGAGUCGAGCCACAGCUGCACAGGUCAAAGUCUUGGUUGAAAUUCUGAAGAAGGAGAAAGGGCGCUGGCAUUCUGAUCGAUUGGGGAGGAGGAAUAAUGGCAAGCCGGGGCUGAAUGAGGCGUUGCAGAAUGAUGAGCGGAGUAGAGCUAUUUUUCAUGCUGUUUGUGGGUUGAUGGAGACUGCUGCGGCGUGA
This is a messenger RNA of Recurvomyces mirabilis, 1563 nucleotides long. RefSeq names its product CorA metal ion transporter. Lineage: Eukaryota; Fungi; Ascomycota; Dothideomycetes; Mycosphaerellales; Teratosphaeriaceae. The record is from RefSeq and is a predicted model, not a curated record. The coding region runs from base 1 to 1563 and encodes 520 amino acids. The transcript has a single exon.